Bufo gargarizans (Asiatic toad) is the source of this 1585-nucleotide messenger RNA. Its product is annotated as beta-1,4-galactosyltransferase 3-like. Gene Ontology annotation, biological process: carbohydrate metabolic process. NCBI's taxonomy places the organism in Eukaryota, Metazoa, Chordata, Amphibia, Anura, Bufonidae. The transcript is spliced from 8 exons. Gene Ontology annotation, molecular function: glycosyltransferase activity. The coding region runs from base 278 to 1342 and encodes 354 amino acids. The record is from RefSeq and is a predicted model, not a curated record.
CGCACGGCAACAGGUGACUGGUUGUGUGACGGGCGGCAGCUGGGCAGUGCUACAGAGUCUCAAUCGUAUAUUUGUGCUAUUGGGGAAACAGUUCACAGUCCUAUGCAGUAUAUCCGACAUGUCCCAGCAGACCCUGUGGCAUACGUGCUCCAUCCUCCUUCCCGGCGUGGAUCUGGCCUCAUAAGGAUGCCUGCACCUCCCGUUGGGUUCCCUCCCAGCUUUGACACGUUUCCACUUCACCAAAUCCUUAACACGUGAGGCGAGUGCAUCUGGCGCCAUGUUCUCAGGUCGGACAGACAAGCGGUGCUUCUUCAUGUGUUUGGCCGCCUCUCAGCUGCUGUUUAUCUUGCUGUUGUAUCGGCGUGGAGCCUCCAGCAUGUUUCAGGGAAUUUUCGGAGCCUAUUCUGUAUGGGAUUAUUCGAAAACCCAUGACGUCUACACCAACCUGAGCCUAUUCAUUCCGAACCCCGAAGCCGCAAAGACUCGGUACUGUCCCAUCAGGUCUCCCAUACUUGUUGGUCCUUUAACCAUAACGCUCAACAAGCCGCCAAGUUUGAAGAAGAUCCAGAUGAAGAACCGCUAUGUGACGUCAGGAGGUAGCUUCAGCCCCAGGCACUGCUUUGGAACGUACCGCACAGCUAUAAUUAUACCACACAGGAACAGAGAGUCUCACCUCCGAAGCUUGCUCUACUACCUACACCCCUUCCUGCAACGCCAACAGCUGCACUACACGAUAUUUGUGGUCCAUCAGGCGGGGAACGCAACAUUUAACCGUGCUAAGCUCCUCAACAUCGGCGUAAGAGAAGCGCUGCGCUACGACAACUGGGACUGUUUAAUCUUACAUGACGUUGACCUCAUUCCGGAAAAUGACUACAAUCUGUACAUAUGCGACGAUCAUUACCCCAAGCAUCUCUCCAGCGCCAUUGACAAGUUCCAGUACAGCCUGCCAUAUUGGACAUAUUUUGGAGGAGUGUCUGCACUUACACCAGAUCAGUUCAUGAGGAUCAAUGGAUUCCCCAACACAUACUGGGGCUGGGGAGGAGAGGACGAUGAUAUCGCCAUGAGGAUUCGCCUCUCGGGGAUGAAAUUCACUCAUACGCCUUUAAGCCUUGGCCGAUAUAAAAUGAUCCCACACGACCGAGACUCCGGCAAUGAGGAGAACUCUUACAGGUAUAAUCUGUUAAGUAAAACAAGAAAAACCUGGAGAGAAGAUGGGAUAAACUCCAUAGAUUUCCGCCUGCUUUCCAGAGAGAAGGCUGAGCUCUACACCAACCUCUCGGUGGACAUCGGUGAAACUCCGGUCAUGCCGACCGAAGCAAGCAAGUGGUGGUGGUUUUUUUAGCCCUUGGUCAGGGGCGUACUGAACUACAGAGAAGCAUCCAGUGAUAUGGCUGAGGACUGCCUCCUACAGGAUGGUUUAGGACCUGCAGUCUCUUAUCCAGUCCCUAGUCACACCUCGGGGUGUCUUCAUAUGCGACAUAUCUCACAAUUACCAUUCCAGCUAAUUCUGCUCUCCAAAAGCCAUAUGGUGCUCCUUCCACUCUGAAGCCUGCUGUGCGCCCAUACAUCAGUUUUUGAGCACAUA